UGUCAGGUUCACGUCGAAUUUACGUCGAUUCCAGUGAGUUCCUAAUUUCGCGCAAACGUUGGAAGCAGCGACCCUGAAGGAGGUUCGCCGAGGUUAUUUAUUCAUCGCUGAAAAAAUAUGUGCAGAGAAUUCAGAUUACUGCUUUUGAGCGGCCUCCUGCUGAUGUUCGACCUCGUCACUGCGACGAUUUCCGCGGAAAAUCCGUUCGACUUCGAGACGGUUCACACGAGCAACGCGGCGGUCCUGAACCGACUCGGGCUGACGCCUCUCCAAAUACCGGACGGUCAUCACAAGAAGCGGCUGGCCGGGCCGGAGCCGCCGCGACUCGGCUCGCAGACGCGCAUACAUCAGCCUUACAGUCGUCGUCACAGUCACCGGGACAGCCACAUCUACGUAGUGAAGCUCCCGGCCAGUCCGCCGUACUACACCAUCACGAAGCCCCACAAAUCCGUCAGCGAUGACAAAGUGACCAAGACCGGGCCGAGCUUCCCGGUGGGGUUUCAGGGAAACGGUAAACCCGCCAAGAUUUAUCACUGGAAUUUGCCGGUUGUCAAGAAAAUUACGGAGAAGAAGCGUCUCCAGCUGAGCCAGCUGAUGAUGGACCAGGCGAGGAAGCGGCAGAAAACGUCCCCCGCGAAUCAAUCAUCCCCGGACGCGACCGGCAAGAAUAAUCGUGUCAAUGACGAUAAUAAGCUGCAUCAUCAUGCCUACCAGAAGCCAGCGCUCAAGCACGUGAGGAAUAACGACAAGAGGCUCACCUAUCCGGAGAACAGUAACGAUUUCAAGCUCGAAUUGACGAAGAAGAACGGGAACGAUAAUAAGAUCUACAGACUGGACGAUUUCAAUAACUUGCACAGGAUCCACCUGGCCAACGAGUUCCACGGCUCGAAAAACAUCACGCCGAAGAUGAAGAAGCACCGGAAGAAGGCCGCCAUGUCUUAUUACGCGCCACUUGGUGUCAAGACUGGCUCCACCAGCAUCCACAAAAAUUUUCCCGGAAACGGCAAACCCAAGGCUUUCUACAUCAUGGAGAAGAGCCGCAAACCGGUGUACUAUCAUCCUCUCCUACCUUAAUCCUUGAUUGUUGUCGUGUGUAAUUGUGCACAAUCAUGUAAUGUGUUAAGUGGCCCGUGAGCCUCUGUUAGCCUAAGUAGACGCGGUAUAAUAUUCUGUUUGCAUAGGGUCAGGGGUCGCCGUUUUUUAAUAGAGACAACGACAGAAGAGAGAGAGAGAGAGAGAGAGAGAGAGAGAGAGAGAGAGAGAGAAACAGAGACUUCCUUAUACUUAUUUGGUAGUUCUUACUUAAGGGGAUGUACUGGACUUGUGUCUGUUUUAUCGACAAAUAUUAUUUUUAUUUGACUAUUUGUCGGCUGCACAGAAUAAAAAAUCCUUUACUAGAAUUCAAAUAUUCAUAAUAACAAAUAUGGGCU
Molecule: messenger RNA, 1430 nt
Organism: Nylanderia fulva
Lineage: Eukaryota; Metazoa; Arthropoda; Insecta; Hymenoptera; Formicidae
Source: RefSeq, a predicted model, not a curated record